AUGAUCCUCACAACUUGCGCCGCCUGCGCCGCCCCACUGGCCCUCAACGCGCCGCGAUGCGUGCGGUGCCAGGUGAGAUACUGUAACAAGACUUGCCAGAUGGACCACUGGCGCCGCGGCCACAAGCAGAUGUGUAAGAAAAUACACCGCGGCGGUAACGCGGAGCAAUAUCACGCCGACAAAAAAUACAAAGAGGCCGUCGCGGACGCGGUCGAGGCGUGCGCCGAGGACACGAAAGGCCAGACGUGCUACAUUUGCACUGAGGUCGUCCAUCGGCGCACGGGAGAAGGCCUCGUACGCAUGUGCGCGUGCAACGGGACGGCGGGUUACGCGCACGUGUCGUGUCUGGCGGAGCAGGCCAAGAUUUUGGUCGCGGAGGCCCAGGGCCAGGUUAGGCCCUGAUGAAUACGUCGUGUGUGCUGAUAUUCUAGCGAAGACGCUCAAUAUGCUUGAGGAUUACGCCGAAUCCAUAGCGCUCCUUCGCGACGUCAUUCCUUCGAGCAUUGCCGCAUUUGGGCUCGACGAAAGGCGCACGCUAAGACUCCGAUAUUGGCUUGCUGACGCCCUCCUACACGCGGGGACUGACAAAGCAAUGAUCCGCGAGGCGAUCGAGGUGUUCGAGGACACAAGCUUG
Pelagomonas calceolata is the source of this 634-nucleotide messenger RNA. The record is from the annotation of a GenBank genome assembly. NCBI's taxonomy places the organism in Eukaryota, Pelagophyceae, Pelagomonadales, Pelagomonadaceae.